Messenger RNA from Vanrija pseudolonga, 1523 nucleotides. RefSeq lists its product as uncharacterized. Lineage: Eukaryota; Fungi; Basidiomycota; Tremellomycetes; Trichosporonales; Trichosporonaceae. The transcript has 8 exons. The record is from RefSeq and is a predicted model, not a curated record. The coding region runs from base 29 to 1480 and encodes 483 amino acids.
GUACUCUCCACCACUAGCCGACCACACGAUGCCGCCUGCGCCGUUCCGAGCGACAAUGGCCAAGAAGCGCCCCUCGUCGGCGCCGGGCAUGCUCUCGCGCCGGAGCCUGCUGCGCGGGGCGCUGACGGGCAGCCUGGUGAUCCUGGUGCUCUACCUCGUCUUCGGGCCGUCGCGGGGGCCGGCACGCGCACAGGGGGCGUCUUCACGCAACACUGCGCACAGGACAGAAGGGAGCGCGUGGGUCGACCUCGGCGAGAACGUGCCCUGGACUUCGUUUGACGGGGGCAUUGAAGGCUACUCGGUCUUCUCGGACCUCUACUUCUCCGGCGGGGCGCUCGUCGCCGUCGUGCCGGACGAGAAGGCCCGCGCGGCCCUGCCCAAGCCCAUGGCUAUCAUGUCUGCCGAACAAGGCGGCCCGGCGCGCGCCGACAGAUGGACGACGGCGGUCGGGGCCGAGCUCGCGCGCGCAGAGUUUGGCCAGCGCGUCGUGCGCCUCCCAGGCGUCACGUACAUCUUCAACGACCCCCCUGGGACUGCCGGCUUCAUGGACCCCGCACUGACAGUUAGUCACUUUUUGCCAGAAGUGUUCAUCCCCGCGGCCCGUGCGGUCGCGUCGACAAUCGACGACCAAACGUCCAUCGAGAGCAUCUACCCCAGCCGGCUCAUGUUCCCGCGCUGCGGCGUCGACAAGAGCUGGCGCGACAACCAGUCACUGAACGCAUGGUUCAUCCAGCGCGCGCUUCCUGGGGUGCCGAUCGAGGACAAGAUGACGUGGGACGACAUGUCGGCCGGCGAGGUCGGGUACAUCUUUGACAAGGUCGUCAUUGUCGACCGACGCUCGGCCCACUCGGUGCAGGGCGACGUGAGCCGCUGGGGCAAGAUGAACGGCAACAUGCCGUCCGUGCCCGCGCCUCUCGACUUCUUCGCGCCGUUCAGCAGCAACAUGAUCGAGUCGGUCGGCGACCUGCUGCCCAACGUGGGCAAGUACGACCUGCCCGUCGUGGUCUACAUCGACAAGGACGGCAAGCCUGGCCUCGCGCCAGGAUCGCACAAGGCGUUGGUCGAGGCGCUCAAGGGCCUGACAGAUAUCGCCGAGGUGCACGUUACGAAGAUCAAGGCCAUGACGCGGUCGCAGAAGGUCGCGCUCAUGUCGCGGACGACCAUCUUGAUCUCGGUGCACGGAGAAGAGCUGCUGCAGAGCGUGUGGAUGCCGCCCGGGGACGGCGCGACGGUUAUUGAGAUCUUCGAGGACGCGGGCUUCCAGCCGGACAAUGCGCUCCUCGCCGGCCUGCUCAACCUCGGAUACAUCCCAAUCCAGGAGAAGCACCGCCUGCGUAACUGGCGCGAGCUGAGUGGCAGCCUACGCGGCCCAGGCAAGGAUUCGCAGGAUCUGAGAGUCGACUCGAAGGCGCUGGUUGGCAUCAUAAGGGAUGUCUUGGUCAACAAGGAGAAGAGCAAGUAUUUCCAGCAGGACGUUUAGGGUUGGGCGAAGGUCUAGAUAGACACUACCAUUACAGCAUGCA